AUGUUCAGACCAAUUGCUCGUAUAUCAUCAAGAAGAUUAUUUUCAAUCACACCAAAAAGAUCAAAUUUAAUUGGUGAUUUAUAUGUUCAAAACAUUAGACAAUUUAAACCAAAAGCUUUAUCACAAGAAGAAAUUGAUUCAGCAGUAAAAAAAUUUCAAUUACCAGGUAAACCAACCAUACCUCAAAUUCAUGAAUUAUCAAGUGAAAAUGUUAAAGAAUAUGAAACAAAUGAUGUAAAUACUGCUGCUUAUGAUAAUGAAAAAGUCGAUACUACUGAAAAUACUAAACCUGAUAAUGAUGAUUGGUUUGUUUUUGAUGAAGUUGAAGAAGCUGGUCAUUAA
Messenger RNA from Lodderomyces jiufengensis, 342 nucleotides. It is a transcript of the gene ATP14, whose product is annotated as F1F0 ATP synthase subunit h. The coding region runs from base 1 to 342 and encodes 113 amino acids. The transcript is spliced from 2 exons. The record is from RefSeq and is a predicted model, not a curated record. Lineage: Eukaryota; Fungi; Ascomycota; Pichiomycetes; Serinales; Debaryomycetaceae. Gene Ontology annotation, biological process: proton motive force-driven ATP synthesis.